Messenger RNA from Hevea brasiliensis (rubber tree), 2179 nucleotides. Its product is annotated as SWI/SNF complex component SNF12 homolog. Bases 281 to 1885 code for a protein of 534 amino acids. The transcript has 3 exons. The record is from RefSeq and is a predicted model, not a curated record. Gene Ontology annotation, biological process: regulation of transcription by RNA polymerase II. Gene Ontology annotation, cellular component: SWI/SNF complex; nucleus. NCBI's taxonomy places the organism in Eukaryota, Viridiplantae, Streptophyta, Magnoliopsida, Malpighiales, Euphorbiaceae.
UAUAUAACCAGGGCUACGGCUUGGACAGAAAACCCGAUUCGAAAACCAGAGUUGGCUCCAUGAACAGCUGAUCUGCGAAGCAGAGGCAAUUUCGAAUUGAUACAGAGACAAAUUCAGAAAGCGUAGUAUUUCACAUGCGAGGCUCCACUGUCUUCUUGUACCCAAGAACUGGUUUUGGUCUUAUUGGUGGUUUUAUGAAGCAUUAUUCGAAGUUUUGUGUUUAAUAUGGAAAGCAUCUUUUAGUUUUUGAAAGGUAUUGUGGUUGUUAGAUAGGGACAUCAUGAAUAACAUUAAUCCAGUGAAAAGCUUAGCAGCACCAUCUGCAUUUUCCAAUUCUGGUGCAUUAACACAGUCUAUGCCCAUGAACAACCAAUCAACCCACCUUCAUUCACAGACACAACCUCAAAAACAAGUUGCGUCCACCUUUCCUGGCCACUUUCAGCUGUCCGAACCGCAAGCUCAAGUGUUAGGUCAUUCACAAUAUGCACAGGCGUCUCAUUCUCAUUUCCAAGCUCAGAUACAAUCAACCAACCAAUCCAUUGCCAAGCUGCAAAACCCUAAUCCUAGUAGUGCUGGUGUAUCAUCACCCUCUGUAUCCACACCUGGCAGUGCAAAUGCCAAAAGGGCUAACCAGAAACCACCUUCUAGGCCUCCUGGUGGCUCAUCAACUAGUAUUACAGCUUCUCCAUUUAAAACCAUGGAGUUGACCCCAGCUGCACGCAGGAAGAAGCAGAAGCUUCCUGAGAAGCAGAUGCCUGAUAAAGUGGCUGCAAUUUUACCCGAAUCUGCACUCUAUACUCAGUUGCUUGAAUUUGAGGCCAGGGUAGAUGCUGCUAUGACAAGAAAGAAGAUGGAUAUCCAAGAAUCACUUAAAAAUCCUCCCCGUAUUCGUAAAACUCUUCGAUUAUAUAUUUUUAACACUUUUGAAAACCAAGUGCAAGGAGAGAACAAUAAUGCAGAGCCUGCCUCUUGGUCUCUGAAGAUUGUUGGGAGGAUAUUGGAAGAUGGGAAGGAUCCAGUACUGGCUGGAAUGCUGCAGAAACCAUAUCCGAAAUUCUCUUCUUACUUCAAAAAAAUUACAAUAUACUUGGACCAGAGCCUUUAUCCAGAUAACCAUGUAAUUCUUUGGGAAAGUGCUCGAUCACCUGUACUUAAUGAGGGCUUUGAAGUGAAGAGAAAAGGAAACAAGGAAUUCACUGCAAUGAUUAGACUAGAAAUGAACAAUGUGCCAGAUAAAUUCAAGCUUUCACCUGCUUUAUCAGAAGUUCUUGGCAUUGAAGUAGAAACCCGUUCAAGAGUUUUGGUGGCAAUUUGGCAUUAUGUGAAGACUAGGAAGUUGCAGGUGCCAAAUGAUCCAUCCUUCUUCAUGUGUGAUCCCCCCCUUAAGAAAUUAUUUGGGGAAGAGAAGAUGAAAUUUGCAGUGGUUUCUCAGAAGAUAAGUCAGCAUUUAACUCCUCCACAACCUAUUCAUUUGGAACAUAGGGUCAAACUAUCUGGGAAUUGCCCAGCUGGAACUACUUGUUAUGAUAUUGUAGUUGAUGUUCCUUUUCCAUUACAAAAGGACCUUGCUGCAUUUUUGGCAAGCACUGAGAAGCACAAAGAAAUUGAUGCUUGUGACCAAUUAAUAUGUGAUUCUAUAAAGAAGAUACAUGAGCAUCGGAGGAGGCGGGCGUUCUUUCUUGGCUUCAGUCAGUCUCCAGCAGAAUUUAUUAAUUCUUUAAUUGCUUCACAGAGCAAUGAUCUAAAGCUUGUUGCUGGAGAUGCUAGCCGUACUGCAGAAAAGGAGCACCAGUCUUAUUUUUAUAAUCAGCCAUGGGUUGAAGAUGCUGUUAUUCGUUACCUGAAUCGCAAGUCUGCUGGAAGUGAUGCUCCUGGAAGCAAUUGAAUGAGGAUUUCGUCAAAUUGUCAACAGAUGGCAUGGAUUUCAAUCCUUAUAAUGCCAUUCUAGUCUUGUGUCCUUGUGUUGAUUUUUUUUGACCUGUGUAGUUAAGCAAAGGAGUUUUAGAUCCUUCUUCUCUGUGUAGGUGGGGCAACAACGUUUCAUGAGAAAAAGGCGAGCAUGAGUUAUUGUUCGGUGUUUAUAGAUGCUGAAAUCUUGUAAUGGUAGACUUGUUAUUUAGGAUUCAUCUGUAGCAUCUUGAUUGGAUUGAAUAGAUAUGGAGAUCCGGUUGCCAAUUCA